Molecule: messenger RNA, 1945 nt
Organism: Nothobranchius furzeri (turquoise killifish)
Lineage: Eukaryota; Metazoa; Chordata; Actinopteri; Cyprinodontiformes; Nothobranchiidae
Product: ETS transcription factor ELK3
Biological process (GO): regulation of transcription by RNA polymerase II; cell differentiation
Cellular component (GO): nucleus
Molecular function (GO): sequence-specific DNA binding; DNA-binding transcription factor activity, RNA polymerase II-specific
Source: RefSeq, a predicted model, not a curated record
GUUUACACAGACGGCUAACUGCCUGGGGAAUCGUAGGGGAGAGGAAGUCAGCCGGCUCUGCGUCUGCCUGCUCCAACUUCCUGCUCAGUAAGAGAAAAAGACCAGGAUCCUAUUUCAGUCCAGCACAACCGUGCAGACCAGAAGUAAGCAUGGAAAAACGAGGAAUCUCUCAGGCUUCGCCGUAAACUUUCACGGACUGAAGAGACCGACUCACAAAUCGCAGGCAUGGACAGCGCCAUCACCCUGUGGCAGUUCCUGCUGCAGCUGCUGCUCGACCAGAGCCACAAACACCUGAUCUGCUGGACGUCCACGGAUGGCGAGUUCAAGCUCCUGAAGUCAGAGGAAGUGGCCAAGCUGUGGGGUCUGCGCAAGAACAAGACUAACAUGAACUACGACAAGCUGAGCCGAGCCCUGCGCUACUACUACGACAAGAACAUCAUCAAAAAGGUGAUCGGACAAAAGUUUGUCUACAAGUUUGUUUCCUUCCCUGAGAUCCUUAAGAUGGACCCGCAGGCGGUGGAGAUGGGUCUAGCCUCGGGGAGGUUCCCCCUCCAAGAAGAGGAGGUCCAGGAGCUGGAACCAGAGGAGGAGGAAGAAGAGGAGGUAGAGGAGGAGGCUCAGAGGAAGAGCCUUUCAGCGUUGGGGGUGCAGCAGUGCCGGAGGGAUUACCUCCACUCGGGUCUCUACUCGUCGUUCAGCAUCAACUCUUUGCAGAACCAACCAGAGCUCCUCCGCGCCCUGCGCGAGCAUCAGGAGGAGCCACGCUCUGUCAUCCGCUUCGGCACCAAUGCCAGCGAGAGGAGCUCUCCUAGACCGGCCAAACUCUCCUCUCACUCCCCGUCUUCCCCAAGUGUCCAGCCCGGCCGGAGCAGGAGCCCUGCUGCCGAGGAGGCGGCGGAGGAGGAAGAGGUAGACUCUGACCAGAGCGCUCAGCCCCUCAACCUGUCCUCAUCCCACAGAGAGCGGGCCUUGCCACCUCCAGAGAAGAGGAGUGGCAGCAAAUCCGCUAACAGUGGUGCUAACCAAGGAGAUGGACUCCCCCCUAAAAGCAAAAAGCCCAAAGCUCUGGAGAUCUCCUCCCCGUCCCUACUGCUGGCCGGGAGCGACAUCGGCUCCAUCGCCCUCAACAGCCCAGCGCUGCCGUCCGGCUCCCUCACCCCCGCCUUCUUCACGGCACAGACUCCCUCGGGUUUGCUGCUGGCUCACAGCCCCCUGCUGUCAGGGAUCCACUUCUGGAGCAGCCUGAGCCCCGUGGCCCCGCUCAGCCCCGCCCGGCUGCAGGGCCACAACUCCCUGUUCCAGUUCCCCAGCCUAAUCAACGGACACAUGCCUGUCCCCCUCCCAAACCUGGAAGGACCUCCCUCCUCUCUGCUCCUGUCCCCCACCACCCACAAAUCCUGAUCCAACAACAGUGAGAGAACCAUCACCUUCAUCAUCAUCAUCAGAUGUGCUCUUUAUCAAAGUCGGCUUCAGAAAAAUGGAACUCUGACCUCACCUUUUGUGUUUUUUGCACUUGAGCUGCUUCAGACUGAAAGCUCUUGGUAAAAGCCAUACAGCCCCGUGUCUGAGAGACGUUACAGGACAUGUCCGCCCGGCCCGGCCCCUCCAUGGGCCUAAACUACCGCUCCGUCUGUGCUGAUUUUCUUCUUUUAUUCUUUCAAAAAAAAAAAAACUAUUUUUUGCUCUUAAAUGACCAGUGCGAACGGCCGUUUCGCUGACGUGGUUUUGUAUGUAACAUACGCACUAAGCUUCUCAGAUAGUACCAGCUGUGCCUUUUUGUUUUAUUACAAAAUCUUUUAAUGAAGACGAGAUUUCAAAUCAAUGAAAAAACCUUUUUAACUGUUUCUUAUUGUACUUUUUAUACUGGACUUGGCAUACAGUUUGUAAUCUGUGUGUUUUUGUAAAAAAAUGUUAUUUUCAAAUAAAGACAGCAUUGAAUGCUCAA